Messenger RNA from Micromonas pusilla CCMP1545, 1463 nucleotides. RefSeq lists its product as uncharacterized. The record is from RefSeq and is a predicted model, not a curated record. The transcript has a single exon. The coding region runs from base 185 to 1291 and encodes 368 amino acids. NCBI's taxonomy places the organism in Eukaryota, Viridiplantae, Chlorophyta, Mamiellophyceae, Mamiellales, Mamiellaceae.
CACGUAUCCAAAAAGUGUAAAUAAUAAAUGAGUAUUUAGGGUCUAUUUACACGAUACACAUUCACAGUUUCACACUCACGAACGGAAAAAAUACAUAUUAUGACAAUGGAAACAACCCUGGCUGCACGAGUCUUGGAACGCUAUCUUUUCUUAAACAGCCAAACUUCUUCAUCAUCUGUACAGCAUGGGUUCGACUCGCUCACUCGUAAGACGUGGAACGUUUCUUGGUUACUCUUUUUUGGCCGCGUGCUUGAUAUGUUUAUACGUUUUUUUCAGGCAAGGCACCGGCUCUAAAAUUAACACCCCUGAUUUGCGCGUGGUCGUGAAGACGACAUAUCGACCUUCUGCACUGGAGCAGUAUAUCAUGGAUGGCCGUAAAACUUUCGGGUAUAUUUUAUUCAAUGACGAUUACGCCAGCGGUUGCGAAGUCUGGAAAAGUCCUCCAAGCGAAAUCGCCGAUAUAUUGACGGCGUUUGCUGAAGAGUUGAAAAGUUACAGCGCUUGGGCCGACAGUUUUGAAAGUUUUGACUUGAAGACUGAUCUAAGGACACAUCGUGCAGCAGAUCGUGGACGAGUUUGCAAUAGACUGCAACCUGCUAUAGGUUUAAACCAGACAUUUCAAAGCGGUGCGCUGUCUUGCACGUCUUCAGGAUAUUUAGAACCAAUAUUGCCGCCGAUGAGGCACCCGGAGUUUUGCUUCGAUGGGAAUCUCCUGAUGAGCACGAAAUACCUUGUGCACGAUUUUCCUGCACUUUGCUCGAGACUCUCUGCGAAUUCCCGCACGGUCUUCGUUGACUUGGGGGCGUCGCUCGUGUUUCACGCAGAUGGCGAGCAGCCAACACUUUCGUUGAUCAAACUAUACCAGAAAUUUGGAUUCUAUUUUGACCACAUCUAUGCGUACGAAAUUACACCGGGGAAUGCUACCGAGUUGUAUGAGUCUCUGCCAGCAGAGUGGCUCGCUUCGUACCACUGGAUAAACGCUGGGAUUGAAACGGACCCAACAAGUGCACUUAAUCCUCUGAGGAUGUUAAUCGAAAAUUAUGAACCAGGAGACCUUGUUGUACUAAAAAUCGACGUGGACAACCCUGAAGUCGAGCUUUCCAUAAUUAAUCAAAUCUUGACAAACGAAGCGCUGCAUGGUCUGAUCGAUCAGUUGUACUUUGAACACCAUGUCCUACUAGAAGAGCUUCGCGUCCCAUGGGGACCCUCAGUCAGAGGUUCUGUGUCUGACUCCUUGAUUUUAUUCCAUGAACUACGGUCUCAGGGUAUUUCGGCUCAUUUUUGGGUGUAAGUUCUAGGGGUCAAAUGGUGCGAAAGUGGCCUACGGUUCGUGACCGGAUACGACUCGUCGUUCAGCUGCCUACAACUUAUUUUUUCCUGUUGCCUGCGAGACAAACGACUUAUUUGUUGAUGCAUGCAAGCAAGUUAUUACCUUCAGCAUAUAUUCUCGGCGACUUCUUGUG